AUACAAAAAAUUAUAAUUAAAAUUGUUCAAAUAAGCUAUUUUUAAAUUUUUAUUUUAAAAAUAUAAAAGUGCUUUUGUUUUUAUAAAUGGAAUUAAUAAAGUUUUUUAAAAUUAUUCUGCAGAAAAAUAUAAUCCAAAAAUAAAUAAAAAUUAUUUUAUGAAAAAGUGUACUUUUCAGGUUAAAAAACUUAAGUGAAACAAAUAAAAUUAAUUAAGAUGCAUUAAAAUUUUACAUUAAUGAUUUAAAAAAAAAGUAAUUUUCGAAAGGCUCAACGCUAAAAAUAACAAAUUAGGAAAUUUCUGAAAACCAGUGAAGUAAAAAGGCGCGUUGCUCAUACGCCACGACAAACCAGCGGCUUCCACAUAAUAAAUUACCGCGAGCACCAAAGUAUAGAAAUUGCGUGUGUUGGUAUACCAACCACCUACCUGCAACUAUCUACACCAACUAAAGGCCGCAACCAACGCGCGGAAUGUCAGUUCAAAGAGUGAUUGCGAAUUAUUGAAGUGAUUAAAUAAGCACAGAGCAGAGCAACUAAUUAAAUGAAGCUAAUUUGUGCAAGUGCGGGUAGUGUCUAUAAAGCGUAAUUAAAUAAAACAGGUGCACAAAAAAUCAAAGACAACACCUUGAAUACACAAACAACAAAAACAAAGAGCUUGAGUGUCUAGCGGCAGCAUGACUGAGAACAAGGAUAAACACGCCGCCAGCAGUGGCGGCAGCACAGAAAUCGCCAGCAGUCACAAUACUAACGCGCAAGGCCAUAACACGAACGACGGCGGCAGCACUAACAAGCCGAAGGAUAAGAAAAAUGACAACGAAACGACAGUCGCGCUGAGGGACACGCAGCUUGAGCGCGAAAAGGAUAAAGAGCCGCAUGACAGAUGCGCUCACAAGGAUGAAUUCGGCACGCAACGUGUCUACAAGAAGACUUCACCAAAUUGUGUGCUCACACUCUAUUUACCCUCGCGAGAGAUCACACUUUCCGGCAAUAAUCCAGCUAUAUUGCGAGGCAUCAUUUAUGUGGAUCCAAAGGCGAUACAAGGUUACAGAGUUUAUGCACAAUUGACGUUGACUUUCCGUUACGGCCGCGAAGAUGAGGAGGUGAUGGGCUUGCGUUUCUGUAAUGAGGCUAUUAUGUCGCUACAUCAAGUCUGGCCAAGGAAUGAGGAGCCGGCGCGUGAGUCUCUCAGUCCACUACAGGAAGCCUUAGUGAAGCGUCUUGGUGAUGGCGCACACCCAUUCACACUCACCCUAACGCCACAAGCGCCACCCAGUGUGCAAUUAGUGCCGGCAAAACGUUACUAUGGCGCACCGAUCGGCACCAGCUAUGAUGUGCGCUGCUUUAUAGCGGAUAAAACAGAUGAGAAAUUCCACCGGCGCGCCUCAGUCAAAAUGGGUGUGCGCGUUAUCUAUCGCACCGAUGUGUAUCAGCAGUCGAAUGGACCAGAGAAUUUCGCCGCGCUCAUCAACAAUCAGGGCGCCUCGCCGCCAUUGACUGCGGCGCGCACAUCACCGCCCGCAACGCUUGGUGAUACUGGCGCGCUCAAUGCUCAAAAUGGCAACACAACACCCGGCUUGUCGUCGAUGCUGGGCGGCAGCGGCAGCGCUGAUAGUAAUACGAGCUUUGAGGGUGCUACCACCGCCAGUUCUGGUGCAACCACACAGAGUCACGCCAAGCCGCGUAAGUCGGAGCGUGGCGAUUCGUUUCCCAAGCUGCGCCUCUCGCCGAAGUCUUUUCGCUUUAGCGGUCGUUUUGGACGCAGUAAAAGCGAGAUUGAGAAGUGCCCCAGCGAUCCGUUCUACAAUUAUAGUAAAUCGUUUCAAGAGUAUGAUUGCACUGCUAUUGCCGGCGGCAUCGGCGCUGUCGGCGUUGGUGGCAUUAGCGGCGCACCACUCAGCGCCUCACCCGGUGGCGGCUGCACGGUCGGUGGUGUGAUUGGCGGUAAUGCAGCAUGUGCGCUUAGCGGCGGCGGCGGUGGACCACAAGGCGCCGUGGACAAGCCAUUCCUCUUGCAGGACGGACGUGUCGGCUUGCGGGCAAGCCUCGAUAAGGCCUGGUAUACGCAUGGCGAGGAUGUCUGCGUGACGGUGAACAUCAAGAAUGACAGCCGCAAGACGGUGCGGAAAGUGCGGGUGUGCGCCAUUCAACAUGUCGACGUCUGUAUGUUCAACAAUGGGAAAUUCAAAAAUAUUGUCGCCGACUCGGACACCUCGCCCGUGGACCGCACAGUAGCGCCCGGCAGCACGAUGAACACCACAAUCAUACUAAAGCCACAACGUGGUCAAACGAAAAACUGGAUAGCGCUCGAAGACACUCUGCAGCGCAGCACAGAGCCCGAAGAGAUCACCGGCGUCAUUGCUGCCUCAGCGAUACGCUCACCAAAUCUUAUACUUGCGCCCGGACAGGCCAUUAACCCUUGCCCCAGUCCGGCUGUGGGCAUACCGCAACCCAGCGGCUAUCAUGGACACGGUGUGUCCGGCGUUGUGGGCGACGACCGCAACGUCUUCGCCAUUUAUGUAUCGUACUAUGUGAAGGUCAAAUUGACUUUGAGUGGCAUGGGUGGCGAACUGUCACUAAAGUUGCCCUUCGUGCUGGUGCAUGUCGAAGAGCCUCGAGUGGAGCACAGAGUGGAACGACUUGCGCUAGACGAUGUGCCGGCUGGUAAACGUAAUGGCAACAAAACAAAAAGCGGCGCUAUCACGGCGACGUCCGGCAUAACGGGAACCACACCACGCAAAGAUGGCAAUGGACGGCUCAGCGCGCAUCCGAAACAACUUGAUCGCAUCGAAUCGGUAGACGAUGAGAUACGUUUGCCAAUACCGGAGGCAGCAGGGCCAACUACUGCGCCAGCUGCCAGCAGCAAGCGCAAGCUUGUGCGCAGCGAAACAUUAGCUAAAGAUUUGGACGAGGAAAUCGAAGAGCAAACAGAGGCAGAAGCGGCGAAAGCAACGCUAAGCACCGAAGAGAGUUUACCGCAUGACGGUGAAGAGUUGGAGCAAGUGCAUAUAGUGCAAAUACAUUCACAUGUAGCGGAGAGCAUUGAAAAAGAAACGGUCGAGGAACCGCAAGAGGUGUCAGACAAAAAAGAGCAGGAAAUUGUAGAGUCUGUGGAACCAGAGGAAGAUAUAAAGCAGUCACAAGAUGAAGCAGCAAAUGAUGAAGCGGAAGAUGAAGAAAAAGUGGAGCCAGAUUCAAGCGUGGUGGAAGAGACGCCUAACGUCGAUGAGCAUCACCCUCAUUCCUCACAUGUGUGAUUCUCAUUUCUGCGCGGCAUGUUUCACAAGAAACGGCAAACAAAGUGAGGUACUUAGCAGAGGAAUAUUCGCUCUUUUGAAAGAGAAUAAGAGAGAGAAAAGAGAGAAAGAGUAUAGAUUUUAAUAAGAAGGAAUACAUACAAA
Bactrocera dorsalis (oriental fruit fly) is the source of this 3397-nucleotide messenger RNA. RefSeq lists its product as uncharacterized. The transcript is spliced from 7 exons. Gene Ontology annotation, biological process: G protein-coupled receptor internalization; signal transduction. Gene Ontology annotation, molecular function: G protein-coupled receptor binding. Lineage: Eukaryota; Metazoa; Arthropoda; Insecta; Diptera; Tephritidae. Bases 674 to 3253 code for a protein of 859 amino acids. The record is from RefSeq and is a predicted model, not a curated record. Gene Ontology annotation, cellular component: cytoplasm.